GUCGACAACGAUGCGCUGCCGACACACAACAUCACGCCGCUGCCCACGGCCAUGACGGCCGCUGCGUUUUUGGGAAUCGCAUGGUAUUUGAGCGUCGAGGUCAGCGUGCGUCUGCUGUCUCGAGCCACGCGCUCGAGUCUCUACUUCUGGUCCUGUCUCGCCUGCUCCUGGGGCAUCAUCACUCACGCCGUGCUCAUCGUCCUGCUCGACUUCAAGAUCUGGGAGAGCUACGGCGCCAUCGUCCUCAUCCACCUCACGUGGUGGACCUACGUCGUCUCGCAGUCCGUGGUGCUGUAUUCGCGUCUCAACCUCGUGCUGCAGCGCCUCGAAACCGGGCGCUACGUGCUGUACAUGAUCCUCGUCAACUCGGUCGUCUUCGGGCUCGGCACCGUCGUGCUGGGCAUGGUCGCCCGCCAUCCCUCCAUGGUCGCCAACCUCGGCCGCGCAAAUCUGAUCUGGGACCGCAUCGAGCUGGCCGCCUUCUUCCUGCAGGAAACCCUCAUCUCACUGCUGUACAUCCGCAGCACCGCGCAGCACCUGCACAACGUCGCGCUACUGGGCACCAACGCGCGCACCACGCGCCGCCUCCUACGACACCUGAUUGGCGUCAACGUCUUCAUCAUCCUGCUCGACUGCUCCCUCAUCGGCCUGUGCUACGCGGGCUUCUUCUUCCUGCAGGGCUACUACAAAGCCGCCGUCUACGCCGUCAAGCUGCGCACCGAGUUCACCAUCCUGAACCAGCUGCGCUCCAGCCUGCCGGGCAGCAGCGAGCACGAGAGCGCC
This is a messenger RNA of Didymella exigua CBS 183.55, 783 nucleotides long. RefSeq lists its product as uncharacterized. The record is from RefSeq and is a predicted model, not a curated record. NCBI's taxonomy places the organism in Eukaryota, Fungi, Ascomycota, Dothideomycetes, Pleosporales, Didymellaceae. The annotation marks the transcript as partial. The transcript is spliced from 2 exons.